GAUAACCUCGGUGUCAGCCAUCUUUCAAUUGUGUUCGCAGCCGCCGUCGCUCUCCAACGCCUGCGCCGCCUCCAGCUCGCCGAGCUCCAGCCGAAGGAGAAGGGGGGUCAGUGACGAGGUGUCUGUACCAUGGCUCGUACCAAGCAGACCGCCCGCAAAUCGACCGGGGGCAAAGCCCCGAGGAAGCAGCUGGCCACCAAAGCCGCUCGAAAGAGUGCGCCCUCCACUGGAGGGGUGAAGAAACCUCAUCGUUACAGGCCCGGUACUGUGGCACUUCGUGAAAUUAGACGUUAUCAGAAGUCCACUGAACUUCUGAUUCGCAAACUUCCCUUCCAGCGUCUGGUGCGAGAAAUUGCUCAGGACUUCAAAACAGACCUGCGCUUCCAAAGUGCAGCGAUUGGUGCUUUGCAGGAGGCAAGUGAGGCCUAUCUGGUUGGCCUUUUUGAAGACACCAACCUGUGUGCUAUCCAUGCCAAACGUGUAACCAUUAUGCCAAAAGACAUCCAGCUAGCACGCCGCAUACGUGGAGAACGUGCUUAAGAAUCCACUAUGAUGGAAAACAUUUCAUUCUUUUAAAAAAUUUCUCUUCUUCCUGUUAUUGGUAGUUCUGAACGUUAGGGUUUUUUUUUUUUCCAUGGGGUCAAAAGGUACCUAAGUAUAUGAUUGCAAGUUGAAAAUAGGGGACAGAAAUCAGGUAUUGGCAGUUUUUCCAUUUUCAUUUGUGUGUGAAUUUUUUUAAUAUAAAUGCGGGGACAUAAAGCAUUAAUGCAAGUCAAAUGUUUCAGUGAACAAGUUUCAGCAGUUCAACUUUAUAACAAUAUAAAUAAACCUGUUAAAUUUUUCUGGACAA
Messenger RNA from Eptesicus fuscus (big brown bat), 850 nucleotides. RefSeq names its product histone H3.3A. The record is from RefSeq and is a predicted model, not a curated record. The transcript has 4 exons. Gene Ontology annotation, cellular component: nucleosome. The coding region runs from base 130 to 540 and encodes 136 amino acids. Gene Ontology annotation, molecular function: DNA binding; structural constituent of chromatin; protein heterodimerization activity. NCBI's taxonomy places the organism in Eukaryota, Metazoa, Chordata, Mammalia, Chiroptera, Vespertilionidae.